CCUGCUGCUUUUCCCCCUUCCUCUCUCCACGAUACGCCCUCGUCCCUCACACUCACACUCACCUUCACCCAUUCCUAUUCCUACUUCGUCCACUCCCACGCCCGCUUGAACCUCUUUCUAGUGUAGACCCUGGCCCGCACAUCGGAGACACCUUGACGGAGUUAGAGACACUCGAGAGACUUGGGCCAGCCACAUCUUCCUUCCCCGGUACGACUGACUGGACUGCUGCAGCUCGGCAUGGACAUGGGCCUGGAUCUGGACCCCCGGCCCAAAUCUCUGACCCGGCGCUGCAUCUGCAACUACAUCUGAGCGCGCCUCUCCUCGCACUGGGCCGUCACUCCUCGCCUCAAGCCUCUUGCCCUCACCCACAAGUAUUUUCUUGCCCUCGGUUUCACGUCAGAGUACAUUUGACGCCCUCACCCGUUCGUUCCCUCUCUCCAAGCUUCUCCGUGUGCGUUUUCAUCACGCCUCGACCAUAUCUUAAAGCUUUCACUCUACCACUCCAGACCUUUUUGGCUGCUUCAAGCCUGUGUCCCUUCCACCUCCUACUUCACCUCACCGUAUCAGCUCGGCUCUGUUCUGAUCUUCGGCCGGUUCUCAUCUGUCGUUUUUCACAAAAUCCGGCUACCUUAUUUUCCUGCAUCGGCCCCUCCCCUCCACAUUCAGCUUCACAAUCGGCUUGAGCUGCCAUCGACCUCUUCUUGAUCCUGGCUGCUGACACCGACCACCGCAGCACCCCUUUACACUUUCUUCUUCUUUCUUUUCUUUUUCCCACCGAGUACUCGAGUUUGUCUCGCUGCCACUCCUAUUCCACCUUUCUGCGAAUACAAAACCGCUGCCCCAUCCCACAAGACGAAUCCACUCGUCGACAACGGACUGGAAGCCAAAGGAUACUCGUCAUAUAUAACACGGCGCAUCUCACCUUAACUACUUGUCUCGCCCCAGCGCCGUACAACGAUCGCACAAGUACAAGUACAGCCUCUGGCCCAUCCCCCCGCGUCUUUCUCUUGCCAGCCCGGCUCUCCGAGUGGCCCAUUCUCCGCCUUGCUGUCUUCGACUCUCGCCUAAACGACGUCGCGCAGGAAAAGGGACCUGGCCUGUCGUCUUAUUACCGACCUGCUCUCGCGUCACCUUCAGUGUUCUGGAUUCACUCGGCCAAUUCAGCGAUACUCGAUUGAUCCCGGUUUUCUGAUUCUGUUUGGUUGGCAGUUGCUCCUUCUCGGGUGCUCUUGCCUUCCUUUGUGCUCGCCGAGUCCUUGUCUCACUACGAUCUCACUUUCAGCCAGUCUCCCAACACUUCAGCUGAGGCCUCUUAUUCUCGUCCUUCGUCUCCCUCCUGCCCUGCCAGACUUUGCUACGCUCCAACCUCGACGUCCACAGAACUCUCUCCCACGGGAGUCAUCUUAUUCUAUUACCCUUUUCCUCUCGUCCUACCACAAUUCACGCACGGGUUUCCUUUUCGCAUAUAUUCACCCGCAUCGCAUCAGGCAAACACGCACGUAGCCGUCACCGGCCUCCUUCAUCAUGCCUAACAGCUUCGACCGCCUGGAGAAACUCUUCUCCCGGAGGAAGGAUCUCACCAUUCAGACAGGCCAGUCAAUGUCAGAUUCAACAGGGCCCCGAGGUGCCCCGGUGGAUCGCAGCUUUCCCCAGCCGUCUUUCAUUCGUCCAAACGUCUCCCGUAUGAAGGCCCGAGAGGAGCGCAUUGUCGCCUCCCAGAACGAGAAGCGCGCUCAGAGUCUACCGGAAGCCCAGUCCGAGCGCAUCUCAAUACACCUUGCGCACCUGAGCAGCUCCAGUACCACGGCCCUCACUCUUCCAACCCGCUCCAUGUCCCUCAGUCAUCGUAGGGAGAGUCAGCCGGUGGCGAGUCUGCGCGGGUUUGAUUUCCCUUUACCUCCCACAUCCCCCUCGUCGGGCUCACCAUUUGGCUCGCCCAAAACUUUGCCCACAUCGCAUAAGGUUUCCCUUGAGCACCGCCACAGCUCCGUCAUCCUACCUCCCAAUAGAUCUCACACCCCACCCGGCUCCGACCACGACGACGACUCGAGCAUAAAGGGCUCUCAGGGCCGCCCGUCCUCUUCUCUCAGCAGAGACCUGCUGACCCCCGCAGCAUCUCCAGAAAUGAAGCCCAUACACGAUGCCCGGUCCCAAGAUUCUGCGGAACUGGGCCUGGCCAAAAGAAAGGCUGCCGCCGCCGCCACCAGACGCCGCCGGGAAGAAAAGGCAGCGGCGUUGCGUCGUCCUCAGGGCCAGUCGAGACCUCACCGCUCCAUCACCUCCCCGAGUCAGAUUCUCAAAGGCGGCAAUGUGACGGAUUUCUUCACCCUUUCCGACGACGACAUUCUGGAGGAAGAGCCUGAGUUUGAAGAUGCUCCGGGUACCCCUAUGACACCCGCGCCCCUGCGACUGCCGCCUUCUCCGCCUACUCCGGCAUCCACGGUCUCGUCUUUUCGCUCCAAGCGAAGGACCUCGUCUAUUUACACCGACAAUGUUGCCAAGGAGGGCGCACUCCAGGUCGCCCAGAUUGCAGCCAAGCACAAAUUUGACCUUGUUUACAUCGUCAACCUGUGGCCUGAGAGCGGAUCGGAAUCUUCAUCGCCCACAUUCCGCUCCUCAAUGGACUUUUCCUCCAGGCCAGGCAGUAAGAGGAACUCCUUACUCGGACCCAUGGAGGGGCCAAUGGUAGACUCCUCUCCCGGCAUGACUGGUCGUCUCCUCGCGGCUUACGGCUUGUCUAACCUUACGAGCCCUUUUCGCAUCUCGGCAACUGUCCAAUCCAAGAUUCUGAAGCAAGAAGGAUGGAUGGAGUACCGGAGCGAUGAUGCGCAAGCCGGCGAGUUUGCGCGAGGAUACGGACACGCUUUCCACACGGACACGGGCCGCCGGGGCUCUGCCAACUCGAGCCCUCGCAGCUCAAGUGUCCGCGAUAUCUCGUUGAACGAUCAUGGCAUCGUCUUCGCCGCCUAUCGUUACCCUGGCAAAGGCUCUGGCGCCGCCGGGUGCACCAAAGAAGAACUCGAAGCACUGCGCGUGGAUGCUGAGGGACUUGUCGACUAUCUCGUUGCCAUCCACAAAGCACGACGCCUUCGAGAUCCCAUGACACUACACACGCUUAUUGACGAAGAAGCCACUCCUUCAUAAACGGACGCGUCGCUCUUCCAGCAUGCAGCAACGAUCGUUCUUGAUUAACGCUAAACGCGACCAGUCAGAUGAACAACAAUACACAUGAUAACGACACGUCACUCCUUUAUACACAUUUUCUUUGGUUGGAUUUACGCGCCAUUGCGCUCUUUUUUCUUCGAUAUGAUACCACGUGGACAGCGUCGUCGUUUAUCCCAAAGGACGAGAGAGUUGCCUCUCAGCAGGCGGUUCGGGUGCUUGCCGUUGGCACCGGUUCCUGGAUUUUUCACACAGCAGGUGAAGUAGAUAGUUGUGAUGUGGCGAGCUUCGCCACAAAGAGGACUCGGGACGGACCCAUGGCCGGGCCCUGUAGUAGCAAUUGGACUUGGUCCAUGGUGAAAAUAAAACCC
Molecule: messenger RNA, 3533 nt
Organism: Colletotrichum destructivum
Lineage: Eukaryota; Fungi; Ascomycota; Sordariomycetes; Glomerellales; Glomerellaceae
Exons: 2
Coding region: 1525-3144 (539 amino acids)
Source: RefSeq, a predicted model, not a curated record